Messenger RNA from Delphinapterus leucas (beluga whale), 5958 nucleotides. The record is from RefSeq and is a predicted model, not a curated record. NCBI's taxonomy places the organism in Eukaryota, Metazoa, Chordata, Mammalia, Artiodactyla, Monodontidae.
GGAGCGCGCCCGCAGCCGCCGCCGCCGCCGCCGCCCUCCUCCGGAGAGAGGCAGGAGUGAGGCUGUGCGAAGCGCCUCAUUUCGAUGAGUAGCGGCCGAGGCGCGUCCCUCCGCUAGCGGCUGCAGCCCAGACGCCCGCGGUCCAGCAGCGGCCGCCGCCCAGCCUCGGCCCCGCCGCCGCCCCAGAGCCCCGCGGUCAGGCCGCACCCAGCCCCGCGGAGACAGCACCAGGAGGCGGCCCGGAGCGCAGCCACAAAGACCCCCGGCGGCGUCUCUCCGCAGACCGGUUCAACUUUAACUCCGUCAUGUCCUUCGGCAGAGACAUGGAGUUGGAGCACUUCGAUGAAAGGGAUAAGGCGCAGAGAUACAGCCGAGGGUCGCGGGUGAAUGGGCUGCCCAGCCCCACGCACAGCGCCCACUGCAGCUUCUACCGAACCCGCACGCUGCAGACCCUCAGCUCUGAGAAGAAGGCCAAGAAAGUUCGUUUCUAUCGAAACGGAGAUCGAUACUUCAAAGGGAUUGUGUAUGCCAUCUCCCCAGACCGGUUCCGAUCUUUUGAGGCCCUGCUGGCUGAUUUGACCCGAACUCUGUCGGAUAACGUGAAUUUGCCCCAGGGGGUGAGAACAAUCUACACCAUUGAUGGGCUCAAGAAGAUUUCCAGCCUGGACCAGCUGCUGGAAGGAGAGAGUUAUGUGUGUGGCUCAAUAGAGCCCUUCAAGAAGCUGGAGUACACCAAGAAUGUGAACCCCAACUGGUCCGUGAAUGUCAAGACCACCUCUGCUUCGCGGGCGGUGUCCUCGCUGGCCACCGCCAAAGGGAGCCCUUCGGAGGUGCGGGAGAAUAAGGAUUUCAUUCGGCCCAAGCUGGUCACCAUCAUCAGAAGUGGAGUGAAGCCGCGGAAAGCUGUCAGGAUUCUGCUGAACAAGAAGACGGCUCACUCCUUUGAACAGGUUCUCACUGACAUCACCGAUGCCAUCAAGCUGGACUCGGGAGUGGUGAAACGCCUCUACACCCUGGAUGGGAAGCAGGUGAUGUGCCUUCAGGACUUCUUUGGUGACGAUGACAUUUUUAUUGCAUGUGGACCGGAGAAGUUCCGUUACCAGGAUGAUUUCUUGCUAGAUGAAAGUGAAUGUCGAGUGGUGAAGUCCACUUCUUACACCAAAAUAGCUUCAUCAUCCCGCAGGAGCACCACCAAGAGCCCAGGACCUUCCCGGCGCAGCAAAUCCCCGGCAUCAACCAGCUCAGUUAAUGGAACCCCUGGGAGUCAGCUCUCUACUCCGCGCUCGGGCAAGUCUCCAAGCCCAUCACCCACCAGCCCUGGAAGCCUGCGGAAGCAGAGGAGCUCUCAGCAUGGCGGCUCCUCCACUUCACUGGCAUCCACCAAAGUCUGCAGCUCGAUGGACGAGAACGACGGACCUGGAGAAGGUGAAGUGCUGGAGGAAGGCUUCCAGAUUCCAGCCACAAUAACAGAACGAUAUAAAGUCGGAAGGACAAUAGGAGAUGGAAAUUUUGCUGUUGUCAAGGAAUGUGUAGAAAGGUCGACUGCUAGGGAGUAUGCUCUGAAAAUUAUCAAGAAAAGCAAGUGUCGAGGCAAAGAGCACAUGAUCCAGAACGAGGUGUCUAUUUUAAGAAGAGUGAAGCACCCCAAUAUUGUUCUUCUGAUCGAAGAGAUGGAUGUACCAACUGAGCUGUAUCUUGUCAUGGAAUUAGUAAAGGGAGGAGACCUCUUCGAUGCCAUCACUUCCACUAACAAAUACACUGAGCGAGACGCCAGUGGGAUGCUGUACAACCUGGCCAGCGCCAUCAAAUACCUGCACAGCGUCAACAUCGUCCACCGUGACAUCAAACCAGAGAAUCUGCUGGUGUACGAACACCAAGACGGCAGCAAAUCGCUGAAGCUGGGCGACUUUGGACUGGCCACCAUUGUAGACGGUCCCCUGUACACCGUGUGUGGCACCCCGACAUAUGUGGCCCCUGAAAUCAUUGCAGAGACCGGAUAUGGCCUCAAGGUGGACAUCUGGGCAGCUGGCGUAAUCACUUACAUCCUGCUCUGUGGUUUCCCUCCGUUCCGUGGAAGCGGUGAUGACCAGGAGGUGCUUUUUGAUCAGAUUUUGAUGGGGCAAGUGGACUUCCCUUCUCCAUACUGGGAUAACGUUUCUGAUUCUGCAAAGGAGCUCAUUACCAUGAUGCUGUUGGUGGAUGUAGAUCAGCGAUUUUCAGCCGUGCAGGUCCUCGAACAUCCCUGGGUUAAUGAUGACGGCCUCCCAGAAAAUGAACAUCAGCUGUCAGUAGCAGGAAAGAUAAAGAAGCAUUUCAACACAGGACCGAAACCGAAUAGCACAGCAGCUGGAGUUUCUGUCAUAGCAACCACCGCUCUUGAUAAGGAGAGGCAGGUUUUCCGACGAAGACGCCACCCGGAUGUGAGGAGCCGGUACAAGGCCCAGCCAGCUCCGCCCGAACUCAACUCGGAAUCGGAAGACUACUCCCCGAGCUCCUCCGAGACUGUUCGCUCCCCAAACUCGCCCUUUUAACAAGACCCAUUUACUCGAAGUCCUAGCUUAACCCUUUGAGACUCUGAGAUUUGUUUUUCCAAAUUUAUGUAAAACAGUUUCAUCUGAUCUACCUAGCACUCAAUGCUUGAACGGCCGAGCAGAACAGUGUGUUUUCUGGUAUCCUUGUAGCGAUUUCCCUUUGCUGAAUGAGACUGUGACUUGUCGUUGGUGGAGAUGGCAACUUGCUGCUAAUCGGGUCCUCAAAGGGUUAAGGCUACUUUGCAACUUUUUUAAACAUAGAAGCAAUGAAUGUUUUCAUCAGUCAAUCUAGGAUCUGCAGUAUGUAACAUAGCACUUGUUAACCCUCUGAGUGCAUAGGAUUUUAUGGGGAACCCUUGGGGGAUUUUUCAGGCCUUUGGAUUUAUACACACAUGUUUCUUGACUUUGCUGCAGAUCAAGGGGUUGUUAUUAGAUGCUGAGAUGUCCAGACAAGAAGAGCGUCUAGAAUGAUAUCUUGCGUGUCCUUUUUUGUGGGUUUAGAACAUGGCAGGUUUAUAACUUGAGAAUCAGCACCCCCUCUUUCCUCUUCACAAUCCUAUUAAGAAAGGGGCUUUCUUUGCAUUGGAGGUCUGUCAGCUGCCCUGAGUCCUGCAUCCUGAGUGGAGGGACCUGGGCCUGUGACCAACAGCCUGACCCAGAAUAUAGAUGGUGCCCUCACCCCCAAAUUGCCUCCAUAUGAAGAUGUGCUGAUGACGCCCCAGAAAUGCUGCUUCCACUUCAGCUGCUGCUCCUGCCGGCGCAGACCCUCAGGAAGGCACCGUAUCUUGUCCUGUGUUUGGUGAGUGAGAGUCUGACUGCUCAGUAUGAGACCUCUACAGGAAAAAAAAACACACAACUGGUGGAAAAGAGCAAUAAAUUGCCAGGUGCUCUAUAGGGCUGGAAUGUCAAACAGAAAGAGGCAACAAGAUCCUGUUCUUUUUCUCACCUGCUUUUUCAUGCAUUUCAGUCUUCAGUGUGCAAUCCACAUAGAGUAUGGAAUCCGUAAAAAGGAGGAGCACCGGGGCAUAGGGGCCCAGAGGCAGGUGCUCUGCAAGAUGGCCGAGGAGAAAGCAGAGUGGGCAAACAAUCUAGAAUAGUCUCAAAAUGGUUUUUAAAGAAAUAAACCAUUGGGAAGAUAAUUCCAUGUGCAUCUUUGGGUUACCUACAUAAUAGUCUCUCAGGGAGAACAGGAAUGGGAGACCUAGAGGGUAUUCCUGAGGAUAAAACUUCCACUCCCUAAGAUGACCUUUUUUUUUUUUUUUUUUGCGGUACGCAGGCCUCUCACUGUUAUGGCCUCUCCCGUUGCGGAGCACAGGCUCCGGACGCGCAGGCUCAGCGGCCAUGGCUCACGGGCCCAGCCGCUCCGCGGCAUGUGGGAUCUUCCCAGACCAGGGCACGAACCCGUGUCCCCUGCAUCGGCAGGCGGACUCUCAACCACUGCGCCACCAGGGAAGCCCAAGAUGACCUUUUUAUAGCACUGUCUUUAGCCAUCCAGAGGGAGAUGCUGUUUCUCUCUCUUUGGGCCAAGUCCUGUCCGACACGUGUAUUUUACUCCUGUUACCAAAUCUUUCUCCCUAGCCGUGUGUCUCCCCCAGUGAGCUUCUACUGCAGUGUGUCACGUUCAGAACGGGGGCCUGAGGCAGCCUGUAGUCACUGCGAUGCUUAGUGGGGAGGCUGGCCAUGGUGUUGGGAGGCAGGGGCCCGACUCGAAUGUCCUCCUAAGGUUUGCUCAACUCUGUGGCCCGGGAGACAACCAGUGAGUGAUGGCUCAUGAAAUCUGCAUCUAGAUGGCUGAACAGCACUCACUGUCUCGGCUUUGAAAUAUACUUCAAUACCUGAAAGUCUUGAAAUUUGUGUGCAGCACUUCCACAGUCAGUCCUUACUUUCAAAUACAGAUGGAUCUUCGAUGGCUGGUUUUUACUCUUCAACUGAUAAAGGUAUGGUCUAUAUUACUCUAGAUUUUAAAAUCACAGCAUGUCAUGACUUUUGCAGAAUUGUUCCCCCAGUUUUUUGCUCUUUCACAUUUAGGUUUAUCUCUUCGGUCUGUGUUGUCUUGCCAUGUAUAUAUUAGAUCAUUUAUUGAGAUUCCCCCCUGCCCCCCCACUCCCUUUUAGAGGGUCCUGAAAGCUUAAUACACAACAUCACAAAGUAGCACAAAUCAGCUGGGUUUCUUGGGGAGGAGGAGGGCAGAACACGAGGAAGGGUGCGGCGUGUAGGUAGAUUCCAUAUUAGUAAAGUUCCCUGAACUGGUCAGAAACGACUGCUUUCUCUAGAACUCUAAAGCAAAGCACUAUUCUAAGUAAGACUACGGAGUAGGUAAAUAGCUUGGCCUUAACUCUAAAUGUGGGAAUAUGAAAAAAUCCUAUGGGCAGAGACCUACCUACAGUAGAUUGUGAAUUUCUCUGAAUUACUGCUUUUCCCGUGGGCAUUACAUGUAUUGCUCCAAUAUCUAUUGUACAGACCUUACAGUGCAUGGCUCAGGCCUUUUUCCAUCCAAGUCUUGAAGGACUGUGGACCGUGUGAAGCUGUGGCGUGUUUCCCAGAACACUGCAGAGGGGUAGCUCGGAAGAAUGCAGGGCCAUUCAGCAUGGGGAUCCCAGUGCAUCGCUGUAGAAUUUGAGCGAUCUAUGCUGAAUAAACAGCGGAAUGUGACCUGUCAAGUAGAAAUAUUGAGUAAUCAGAUGGAAUGCAAUCUUUUCAGCACUAAGCUAUUGAGAUCCUGAAUGUCAGAGAUGUACUCAGAGGGUUAACAGACAAGCACAAGGCAUGCUGAUUACGUGGGUGUACCCAGACUGCUUUUGCUUUUAGUCAGUACUUUCUAUUUUUUUUCACAACAUUCUUGGGAUAGUUCAAGUUUGAAAUAAUUAAGUGGUGGUGUUCUUUAAGGAAUUUCUAUAACCAAAUGAUCUUAUUUUUUAUUUCACUUUAUUAUAGAAUAAACAUGUACCAUUAUGGCAGUGUAUCUAUCUCUAUAAUUAUCAAUUUAAUCAUUGCCACAAGUGUCUCCAUAUUUCUUUUCCUAAGUAUUUAAUAUAGCUCUUAUGGUGGUGGCCUGGUGAUGGGGACUGUCUUUCCUUUAUUGAUACAUGACCAACCAUAUGGUAUUUUCAAGGGAAUUUUAAGAUUCAUUUUGUUUCAGUUUGGUAGUAGACUUGUUAAGGAAAAAACUUUCAUUACUUGCAUCGUGUAAACCAUCUCUGUAGAUGAGAACUGUUCAUAUUGACGAACACAUUUUUUUCUCGACAUUGUAGCAGAAAUCAUUUUAUUUGUCAUAAUCAAUGAAUAUGUGAUUUGCUCCAGAUCAUUAGAAGGAAAAGUAAGAUUUCAGUCAUUGAAAAUGUUUUUACUGUAGCCCUUAUCUAACUUACACGUGGUGCAUACUAAAAUAAGCAGAGAAAAAAUUGCAAAUAAACUACUGAAAACGCUU